Messenger RNA from Pyrus x bretschneideri (Chinese white pear), 1362 nucleotides. RefSeq names its product PLASMODESMATA CALLOSE-BINDING PROTEIN 5. NCBI's taxonomy places the organism in Eukaryota, Viridiplantae, Streptophyta, Magnoliopsida, Rosales, Rosaceae. The coding region runs from base 619 to 1149 and encodes 176 amino acids. The transcript is spliced from 3 exons. The record is from RefSeq and is a predicted model, not a curated record.
ACUUUUAAGCCUAACUAGAACAACACAUGGAACGAGGCACGUCAAACGACAUAUAGAAAAUGAGGUAAGGUGCCAACUUACACAAAAAUCGAGGCAUGCCAAAGUAUUCAUCUUGGAAGCCUAAACAUGUCCAAAUUUUUAUUGUUUGACAACUUAUCUUAACCCUAAGAUUUUAUAAGUUUCUAAUAAUAGUUUCUAACAAUUACAUUUACAUAAGUCUUUACUGUGAAACUCUCGUGUAAAUCGUAAUUUAUGACAUCACAUGAUAAAUAUUUAUCGGAUUAUUAUGUAAGUGUACAUUAGUUGCAAAAAGACCACCUCUCCUCUAACACGUAAUGGUGUAGUCUGUAAUUGCGUUCUCCCUCAGUCGUGCUUGUCGAUCUCACACAGGUCACACUGUCACUUGCUCGGUUGCUUUCCUUUGCUUCCUCAAGUAACGGUCACUUUUCCUCUGCAUCCCCGUUCGGCCUCCCAUCUUCCACAAUUAAUAAAUUAGCUUACCAAAACAAACGGCUAUAAUAUUAUUCCCCUCCUCAGCUCCUCUCUCGAUUUCUCCGUCUCUCCCAAACCCAGAAGCAAACGCCAAUUUCAUUACCUCUCUCUCUCUCUCUCUCACAAAUGCACAAAAACAUCGCUUUCUCUUUCAUCCUCUCACUCGCCCUCUUCUGCCUUUUGAUCCUGCCUUCCACGGCCAAGGACGGCUUGGUUACGACGGAGCUGUGGUGCGUGGCCAAGAAUAACGCGGAGGACGCCCCCCUGCUGACGGCGCUGAACUGGGCAUGCGGGCCUGGUGGGGCCGACUGCAGCCCAAUCCAGCAAGGUGGGCCCUGCUACGACCCAACCGACAUCCAGAACACUGCCUCCUACGCUUUCAACGACUACUUUCUGAAACACGGCAUGACCGACGAUAGUUGCAACUUUGAUAACACUGCCGCACUCACUUCUCUGAAUCCCAGUCAUGAUAAGUGCAAAUUCCCAUCCAGCUUAUCAGCGAGCAAUGCAAGCAUCUCCAGUCCAUCAACAGCAUAUGAAAAUGGAAUGGGACCUAGUGAAAAUUUGAACGGCAGCAAUAAGAUUUCUGAGCAGUGGAUUUGGCCCCUCGUUACCAGUUUUCUGGUCAUUGCAUAUAAUACAUGGGCAAUGGGUUAGCGAGCAAGCAAGCGCUUGCUCGCGUUUUUCCCGGAAUAUUUUUGUUAACGAACUAGCCUAGGACGAGGUUAGGUCUGUAUGGAGUGGAUAAAUUGCUCUCGAUUUUGUUAUCUGUCCGAGGCUCAAGCUUUGUAAUUAGGGUUUACAAAACCAAGCAGAUCAAUGUUUAUGUUCGUUGCAACCGAUCUGAGCGUUGUUGCACAUUUUGUCUCA